UUUCCAAGUUUCCUAAUUAAGCAGUUCAAUGGAGUCUCUUGUAGGAAACACAUAGUUUUGAUGCGUGUAAUUAAAACUGUAGUGCAAGCGUCAGAUCAGAUAUUUAAAAUACUUAUUUAUUUGUUAAUACUUUGCUGUUCUAUCCGUUUUUGGCUUCUUACAGUAUCUUACUACUUAAACAAACUCUCUUUCUAUAUUAUUUGUUAGGGUUUAAUUCAAAUAACCAAAUUUACACUUCAACAAAGCUGCUUCCGUCUCUCUUUCUUCUUUUAAUUCCCUACCAUUUUUUUCAUCCAAUUUUUUAGGGUUAGGGUUUUAGGAUUUUUUUUUUAGCAAGUUCUAGAAGAGAAGGAGGGGGUGGGGGUUUUAGUUGUGUGAUGGUCUAGCAAUGGAUACGGUGAACCAGCGGGGACUGCUAGCGAGACCGUUUGGAGAUGAAUAUGAUGAUGGGGGACUUGAGGGCGAAGAAUUUAGCGGACCUCACAGGCUGGUCAUGAAUGGUGUAGCGAGUUCAGUGAGCCAUGGGAAUGGAGUUGGAGGCUUUGUUCAAGCGACUCGAACCAGUGAACUAACCAUAGCAUUCGAGGGCGAGGUCUAUGUAUUCCCUGCUGUUACUCCGGAAAAGGUGCAAGCAGUUUUGUUACUAUUGGGAGGACGUGGUGCAUCAACUAAUGUGCCCAGCUCUGAGUUUCUACUACAAGAAAAGGUCAAGGUUGUAGGUGGUUCUUCACAAGACUCAAAGCUUUCACGAAGAAUUGCCUCACUAGUAAGAUUUCGUGAAAAGAGGAAUGAGAGAUGCUUUGAAAAGAAAAUUCGUUAUACUUGCCGAAAAGAGGUUGCUCAGAGGAUGCAUCGUAAGAAUGGACAGUUUGCAUCGUUGAAGGAGUGCUACAACUCAGCUGAUGGAAGCUGGGAUCAAAGUGAUGGCACUCCUGAAUCUGCUUUGCGUCGAUGUCAUCAUUGUGGGAUCAGUGAGAAGCUAACUCCAGCAAUGCGUAGGGGGCCAGCUGGUCCUAGAACACUUUGCAAUGCUUGUGGCCUUAUGUGGGCAAACAAGGGAACACUUAAAGAUCUUAGAAAAGGAGGGAGGAAUGCUCACUUUGAUUCAAAUGAGCCGGAAACUCCAACUGAUACUAAGCCUUCAACCAUGGAACCCGAAAAUUCAUUUGCCAACGAUGAUGAGGAGGGAAGCCCAGAAGAGACCAAGCCAGUGCAUUUGGAUUCUGUAAAUCAUUUGAUAAGAUCAAACGAGCAGGAAUUUGCAGAAAACUCACAUCCUUUUCCCAUCCAAGUGGUGAAUUCCUCAGUCAACCUUGAUGAUGAGGACAUGCAGGAAACACUGGAAGAGCUUGCCGAUGCCUCUGGGUCAGAUUUUGAGAUUCCUUCGCAUUUUGAUGAGCAGGUGGACAUUGAUGAUACCAACAUUGGGACCGAGUGGCCUGGGACUUAAGAUGUUGCGAUAUGUAUGUGAAGUUCAAUCUUCCAGGUGGAGGAGGUUUCUUUUAUGACAUGUUUGAUCGAGCAGAACUGGUAUUGACUAACAAUAGAUUUCCAGAGAUGUUUUGUUUAUAGACAUAGAAUUCCCCUGUACGUGAGCUGCUGGACUUAACGCGGGCUUUUUGUUAUUUCAUAUAAUGUGAAUAAUAUUUUGUGCCUUGCUCAUUGCUGCCUCUUCCAUGUUAA
Molecule: messenger RNA, 1683 nt
Organism: Theobroma cacao (cacao)
Lineage: Eukaryota; Viridiplantae; Streptophyta; Magnoliopsida; Malvales; Malvaceae
Product: GATA transcription factor 24-like
Biological process (GO): regulation of DNA-templated transcription
Molecular function (GO): protein binding; sequence-specific DNA binding; zinc ion binding
Source: RefSeq, a predicted model, not a curated record